Molecule: messenger RNA, 1071 nt
Organism: Monascus purpureus
Lineage: Eukaryota; Fungi; Ascomycota; Eurotiomycetes; Eurotiales; Aspergillaceae
Source: the annotation of a GenBank genome assembly
AUGCCAACAGUGCUACUUCCCGCAUUGGCUGCUGCCUUUGCUCCACGAUCUUCGCCAAAUGUCGUGCUGAGUCGCAAAGUUGAGCCCUGGUUGACGGCCACUCUGAAGAGAGUCAACCGAGUCAAGCGACCCUUGAACAACGUCACGCAGCAUACAAGAUGUUUGACGGAGACACUGUCAUCGCCCAAUGCCAUCUGGACCCUGUGUUCCCUGAUGUUCCCCAAGGCCCCUGAUACGGAACUCAAGAGGGAUGAGAACCCUCUUGUCGAAGCCCUAUUCAACCAUCAGAUGAUUCACAUUGAAGCCUACGUCGUGCAUGUCGACAUGGUCUCCCAGAACGAAGUAGCCUUCAAGCUGACCCCCGAGACCAUUGAAGCAUUGGUUGACUUCCACCAUGAUGUCUAUUCCGUGGAUACCGCCGCCAACACCUGGGAGUGGACGGAGAAGAAAGCGCAGUUGAAGAAGUUGCAGGAGGCCUUUGUCCACGCAGCAAACAAGUUCAUCUACCGCACAGAUGUCCGUGCUCUCGAAGGGCUGGAGGAGGAUGGCGCCGGAGAGCUUCUCGGGGGUCGAAGCGAGGAGGCAAAGGCUGCCGUCAUGAAUCUCUUCGUGCCCUUGCUUCCUCCCCCUCCGCCGCCCCCACCGCGGGUGGUGGAUGUGCUGCGUCCGACGGCCGCUCCUUUGCUACCCAGUUCGUCUCUCCCAGAGACGUGGUUGUACGGUCUGGUCCAGAAUCCUGCACCCAUUGAGUCGUGGAAGGUACUCCCAUCCAGUCCGCCAACAGGAAGCACUGGCGAUUCUUAUCCUAACAUGUGGGCCAGCCAUGGUAUCCUGAAUGAAGAGCCGUCUCCUUCCCCGACGCCGUCCUACACUCAACCCUGUCCAACCACGACGACAUCCCACUACAGUCCUCCACAGUACUACAGUACAGUCGUGGCAUCCGCAGCCAUCGCCCCUCUUCCACUGCAGCACAUGCUUGUACAACCUUGCAGUACUGCCGCCAGCAUGACUGGGUUUGGCUGGGGUGAUCGGUACCAGGGCUUUGCAUUGCCAUAUGGGACGAUUAUGUGA